AUGACAAAAAAAAAUAAUAAUUAUUUAAAACAUGAUAAAGUAUUUGAAAAAAGAUCAAAAAAUAAAAACCUUGAUGAUUUUGGUUUUGAACCAGAGAAACCAAAAAAACAAAUUCAAAUAAAAACCAAAGAAAUAAUAAACAAUCAACAAGAAGUAAAUUUAUUUUGGAAAAUAUGGAAAAAUAAAUAUUUAAAAAGUUUAAUAUUAAAUUUUUUAAAAACUGAAUUAAAAGUUGGAGUUUAUAGUUAUGAUGAAAUUGUUAGUGUUCAAUGGCUAUUACAAAAUAAUUAUAUAGAACUAUUAAAAUAUAAAGCAAAAAGGGGUGAUUUAUUAGUAGACUUUUUCGAUUUCAAUGUUAAAGAAUCAAAAAAUAAAGAACCAAAAAAUCUUUAUAAGCAAAUUAAAAAUGAUUUUCAAUUAUAUAAAGAUUUAUUCAAAAAUUAUCCAAUGUACUUCACCCAACCCUAUUAUAAAUAUAAUUGUUACAAGAAUCAUAUGGUUGACCCAAUUAGAUUUGGUUUACAUUUUCCAAUGAGUAUAAAAGAGUAUACAUACAGAGAAUCGAUAGUGAAUGAUAAUGUGGCACCAUUCUCGUUAUUGGAGUAUGAUAGAGUUGAUAUAUUUUAUCUAGCAAUUGAUUUUGGGUCAGUUGAUAUAGCCAAAUAUUUAUUCAAUACAAAAUUGAAAUCUCAAAAAAAUGAUAUCAAUGGUAAAGUUUGGAAGAAUCAUACAUUUACAAAUACAACAUCAAAUCAAACUCCAAAACAUUAUAAUAUUAUAAACAAAAUCGUUAAAUUAUUAAUCAUUGAUUUGAAAUUAAUACCACCAAAAGAAAUGAAUAAAAUUUGUCUAGAUAUUUUCCAUGUUGAUAUUAAAUCAUUAACAGUUUCAGAACUCUAUGAAUGUUGUUUCACCAUAGCAAUAUUAUUAGAACAAACUCAAUUCUUUAAAGAUUAUCAACUUCAAAUUUCAAAAGGUACAAUUAUAGAUAAAUAUAUGAACUAUACAGGUUAUUUACAAAAUUAUUUACCAAAUCCUUUAAUUGAUUUCUUAACUACCACUCAAAUAAAUGAAAUGAAAUCCAUUCAUAAUUUAAAUCAAACUUAUUUAAGCUCAAAAGUAAUUUCAAUUUCAAAAGAUGAUGAAAAUGUUUAUAAAUUAAUUAAAAUGUUAAUACCAUUUACAAAUUAUUCAAAAAGUUAUAAAAAUAACUUUUUUUAUUUUAACUUUAAAUAUUCAAAUAAUGGAUUAUUAAAUUUUAAAAUUGUAAAAAAAGUUGAAGAUAUUUCAAUUACAGAGGAAGAAAACAAAACAAAUACUACUACUAGUAGUUUAAUUCUAAAAGAUUUUAAAUUUGGUGAUUCAAUUGAAAAUGUAAUAUUUGGUAAUCAAGAAUCUAUAAAUUCAAAAAUUGAAAGUUUCAAUAGUUUCGAAGAUUUUCAAGAAUUUACCAAUAAUCCAAUAACAAUUAAACCAAAAAUUUUAAUGACUAUUCUAUUAGAAUUAAAUAGAUUAGAUUUAAUAAUUCAAACUUUAGAUAUCCUAUUAAAUGAAAUACCAAAAGAAAAACUUUUUCCAGUUGGUUUAUUAAAUCAUAUAAAAUCAAUUGAAAUUUUUGAUUACCUUUUAAAUAUUAAAUCAUUAAAGGAUGAAUUUUCAUUUAGAAAUUGUUUAGAAAAUGAUAAAGGAUUAAAUAAUAUUAUGGAACAUAUUAAAACAAAUCAUUUUAAAUUAUAUUUAGAUUUUUUAAAUUCAAUAGACCCAAUUUCAAAUACACCAAUACAUUAUUCUUUUACUUCUUUAAAGUUUAUUUAUAAGAAUAUUAAAGAUUUUCAUAAUUUUUAUGAAAGAGUUGAUAUAUGGACAAGAUGGGAUUAUUUUUCAUUAAGUAUGGAUGAUUUCAUUGAAUUGGUUAAAUUCACUCCAAUUAGUCAAAAGUAUUCAUAUUAUUGUGGUACCACACUUAGAAAUGAUGAUAUGGUGUUAAAAAGAUUACAUUGGGUAAAGAAAUAUAGAUCCUAUGAUUUAUUAAGUGGUAGAUGUGAUAGAGAAUAUGGUAAUAAACUGGGAAUAGAUACUGAAACAACAAUUCACAUUUACGAUUACCUUUUUGGUGAUAUGAAUAAAUUAAAGACAUUUCAAAUUCCAAUGGGUUUAAAUAAUAAUUAUGAUCAUUUAAUAAAUGUUACAGUUGAUAACUACUUUUCAAAGGUUUUUAAAUUAAUUGGUUCUCGUGGUGAUAUUAAAGCAUUGGAAAUCAUUAUGGAAAUUUUACAAAGUAAACCUAUUGUAACUAAUCUUUAUUAUAAUUUCCUUUAUCGUAAUGUAUUAACUCCUAUCAUAGUGAAGGCUGUCAAAAAUUGUAAAUUUAAUGUAUUUGACUUUUUAAAGUUAAACUAUCCUUGGAUAUUUGAUGAUACUUUGAUAAAUACUCAAGAAUUUGGUGAUGGACAAUUUAAAAGAUAUCUCAAUGUUAUAGCUUUAUUAAGUACUGCAAGCCAAGCUGCUUCUGAAAAUAUAACUUUUAAGCAACUUUUAAGUUCAAAUUAUUUUAAUGAAAUUACAAGAAAAAAACUAUAUUAA
This is a messenger RNA of Dictyostelium discoideum AX4, 2583 nucleotides long. RefSeq lists its product as hypothetical. The coding region runs from base 1 to 2583 and encodes 860 amino acids. NCBI's taxonomy places the organism in Eukaryota, Evosea, Eumycetozoa, Dictyosteliales, Dictyosteliaceae. The transcript has a single exon. The record is from RefSeq and is a predicted model, not a curated record.